Molecule: messenger RNA, 3212 nt
Organism: Pseudo-nitzschia multistriata
Lineage: Eukaryota; Bacillariophyta; Bacillariophyceae; Bacillariales; Bacillariaceae
Source: the annotation of a GenBank genome assembly
CACUUUUUUCUGAAAUGGCCCCGUUUUGUCUUGCCAUAUUCUGUUUUGCUUUGUUUUGUUUUGUUUCGAUGUCAGAUUUACAACGAACCGAACAUGAAUUUCAUAUCUAGGUAGUACAUUGUAGCGCGGAGAGAAUGGUCGUGCGCUUCCYCGAGAGAUUUUAUGGUUCCACUUCACUUUUAGGAACCCUGCACUUCAGCUCUCCCAGCGUGAGUUGUAAUGGACAAAUUUUAAGUGUUCGUUUCAUUCUUUAUACGUGCACGGGGAUAAGGGUGUUGGUCGCAGCAACCACUGCUGCCGUGCAUUGCGGUUCCUUGCCGUAUUGUGAUAGGAGAGCGGCCAGAGUGGCAGCAGCCAGGGGCAGAGAUGGGUUUGGCACCGGCUUGGAGGCGGGACUUGCUGCCGCUGAAGCGGGAACAACGGAGGCGGCGGCGGUGCUGCGAUCGUCGUCCGUUGUCAUMGCCGAGGCAUCGCAACACGCUGCCGACUGUCUAGGAGACUGAGGUACCGACAUGGGAACACUAGAAGCCGCUGCAGUGCUGGUUUCUACGAUUUCUUGGAGGGCCCCCGCGACCUGUGCGCUUUCCUGAGUAUCCUUCGGAGAGGUGAUCGCUUCUAUGAGACGAUCAACAAUCAAUUCCUGAAUAUCUCGAGGGAGAAGACUCAAGGCAUCUGAUAGACGAUUCAUKAGUUCUGCUCGGGGUCGAUUCUUAUUUGCAUCAUUCGGAUUCGUUGUGGACGAAGAAGCUGAGAAAGAAUAAUUGUUACCCAACAUCAUGCUGUCGGUAUCAGUUGCCAAAUCCAUCACAUCCAGGAUGUCAUCUCUCUCUGGUAAAAGUGCCGAAAACUCCGAGGACAUACUCGAUUCCCGGACUGACAUAUCGCUUUUGAUAUUUGGUGGCACCGCACUGCAGGGUGCACGUGCAUCGUUGUCAGCCGAGUCAAGGGGAAACGAUGGUAAGGGUGGUAAUGGCAUCGACAACGCAUCGUCUGGYAGGGCGAUUCUGGAAGAGAUCUCGUCCGGGACACAACCUUUUGUUGGGUUAGAUUGGAGUUUUGUAGUCUUUGCCCUCUUGUUGUUUUCGUUAACUAGGGGAGAAGUAUCAACUGUUUCGGUCUUCAUCUUUUGAGCAAUCGAAACAUUCUGAACCAUGGUCGUCAACAAAUCAAUGUUCUUGUUCAUGGCUUCAAUACGUUCUUUCAAAGAGGUGACCUCCGACUUCAGCUCAAUGUUUUCUUUUCCUAUGGAUGCAGAAGAAUCUACACCAUCUGGAGUGGUCAUCUUUCUGUUGUUGUUGGCACCCAUUGUACCGUUCGCCUUUUUUGUUCCCGAUCCCCUUGGUGUGCUGCUCGAUCGUUUGAUUUCUUGGAGCCAAUCGGGCUUGCCUUUUUGAAACUUUGGGUGAUAAAAUCUCCAGUAGUUUGCGGUGGCAGCUUCUAGAGCGGCAUCGAUUCGGAUCGAGUCGUUGGUCUUGAUUUUGCGAAAGGCGUAAAAGUUAAGUUGUCGGACAAAGGAACUGAAUUUCGAGUGCUUGAAAAAUUGAGGAAUGAUUUCCUGCUCAAAUUUCUUCGGGUGCUUCACGAUGAAUGUCUCUCCAUCUUCAGACCACGAGCAAAUCUCUGGAUUGCAGGUAUCGACCAUGUGGUAGGUCUCUGUUGGUUCGCACAUUGGAUAGUUAUAACAUGAUUCCAAAUCAUAGUUUUCAUCAAGUUGUGUCCGUAAGAGACAAGGCGCGACAAAACGAAAGAGACACGAGUGGAAAGGAGUAUGUAGAAAUGACAUGUGUGAGAAGUACUGAAACAAAUCCAUACGAAAUAGUUUUCUAGCAAAGACAGUCAUCUCCAGCAAGAUCUGUCUCCAUUGAMYGCGAAUAUCGCUCGGUCAUUCAUCUUCUGUCCAUUUGCCUUGGCGUAAUUCUUUAUGCCAUGAUCGGUCAUUCUCGUGUGUCUCGGGAUCUCUAUGACGAGAGGCGGAUUGACUCUUUCGACAUAGUAUGCCUUCUUAUUAAAACGCUUUAUUUCUGGUUCGGUCAUUCGUCCCCUCCGUCCAUCUUAUCCACGAAUGAACCUCGUAUCUGUCACCUCUAGCCGUAUCUAAGAGGAUCUGAAUUUCAUAACCCAACCAUGGYAUGGGACGAAAAUUACGCACUACACUUCAAAUAUAAAAUCAAUAUUUCAAGGACAGUUCCACUUGUUGCAGGACCAUGGAGAGGGAUUGAUGAAGAGGGGACUUUUCACGCCGGGUCGUGCGGAAAACUUGCGAAAUGCAUUCUGGUACUCGGAACUCGUGGGAUCCUACACAGAUGGAUGCGCGGCUGAGGCCAUAAAAUCAACAACUUACUUCGUAGGAAGAUCGGAAUGUCCUGGGAUGCAUCGUUGACYACUAUGGACUUCUUCGGGAGGCUUGAAGCAUGGGUGCUCAUUGUUGUGUUGCUUUUGAUGUUGCUGGUUGUUUUCGUUUCCGUGUUGCUGUUGCUGUUGCUGCUGCUGCUGCUAAUGGCCGAAGUCAUGGGAUCGAUUGGAUGGAGGCUUGUUUCCGUCGUUGGAUUCUGAAUAAUGACGGUGGAAUUUCGAAGAUUUUUCUGUAGCCAUGAUCGUACGAGAUUUUAAAGUCAGUGCUGUCCAACGGUGAGAAAGCAUUGCAAGCUGGCUCGCCAAGAAGGAACGCGCAGUGCGGCGGSCGACUUCUGUUUGGUGUCUUGUGUGUCAGCUGGGUCGCACGGCAUGUGCGCGCAUGAAUGCGCAAUUCUCAUCAUUCUGAGUGUGUUUCAAACCYAAAAUAGCCUAUCAGAACUAUCUUGGUGUGAUGUUCCGACCGGUAGUAUUUCAAAAUGAAUCCGAAGUACACUACUUAUGGGUAAACUUUUGACUCAGGGGUACGUCAUAGCCUGCGAACCGUCGAAUGCGAUGACUCUUUUAAACGCAUUUUGAGAGCUCGAGAUUGACUCAUACGUACCGGGUACCGUACUGUCAUACAGUAGAAGUAGAUCGGACAGGUACCACGUUCGUACCUUACAGUACCUGGUACCUCGUACUUUAUUGCGGAAUUCAAAUCCGCGGGAAAUAAUCGGAGUAUGCGUUAAAAUCGAAAAAUGUCAUCGGAAUCAAGAUAGAAGAAGGUUGAACAAGGAGUGGUGGAGGGGUGUCAAAAUGUAGAGAUUCUGUAUUCCUUUUACAUGUGUUGACGAAGGUAAAAAAGUGAAAAAUCUCUA